AUGUCCCAGGCCCACCCCAUUAAAAUCAGAGAGGAGGCAUGCACGCCCGCCGCACGGAGUCAUCACCAACCUCCUCCACUCCUCUCGCUCCCCACGCCCACGCGAUGCCGCCUAGAUCAGAGGAAUUGGAGGCCGUCGCUCCGCCAUGUUCCGUUCAGGAGCCGAAACAACAAGCACCAAUGGCCGCUCCACAGCCGGCGGCCAACACAAGUGGGUUACACAUCUAGCGAGCCGUCGACUCUAUCUUUCCCACCGUGCCGCGUCAAGAACACCUCUGUAGUGGCUCUCGGUUUGGUCACGCCUGCGCCAUUGGGUUUCUCUCUCAGUGUCGCACUACCCGCAGGGAAGCUCAAGGCCAUCGCCACCGACGUCGGCCGCCCCGGUGCAGGAGGAAACAUGCACGUGCUCGGGCCUCGGGGAAAUUGGCAGCGUCGUCCACGCCCAGGUCUUCGACAGAUCCAGCUACCGACAGGGAUCAAUCGUCCAAUCAUCAAGAGGUUUGGUGCUCAACUCUUGAAGAAGGCCUAGACCAAUCCAUCCAAGGCACAGAUACCAUCCCGUUUCUUCUUGCAUGCCUUCUAAAGCAAUUUCUUGAUGAUGGAUUCUAAAUUGCUCUGGUGGUUUUCAGAACGGCGUAGCUGUUCCUCCAGCAGCGCAGGCAGCCCUGCAGCCAGUAAACAAGAAGGUCCCUGUCAAGGCCGCCGCCUCUUGCUGUUACUCGCAGGGGAUGGUGAGAAAGAUAGAAUCGACGGCUAGGCGGAUGUGUAACCCACCUGUGUUACUCUCUGGCCACUCCUGGAGCGUAGGUCGCCAUAGCCAUCCGUGGCUUUGACGCUCGGCUGCUGCCCCACGGACGUAUUCGCCACACCCCUCAGCCGACGCUACUGCCCUCCACUAUGUGGCUAUCCUUCA
Messenger RNA from Triticum aestivum (bread wheat), 912 nucleotides. RefSeq lists its product as uncharacterized. Lineage: Eukaryota; Viridiplantae; Streptophyta; Magnoliopsida; Poales; Poaceae. The record is from RefSeq and is a predicted model, not a curated record. The transcript has 4 exons. Bases 1 to 528 code for a protein of 175 amino acids.